This is a messenger RNA of Scatophagus argus, 2242 nucleotides long. RefSeq lists its product as uncharacterized. Gene Ontology annotation, molecular function: GTPase activity. Lineage: Eukaryota; Metazoa; Chordata; Actinopteri; Scatophagidae. The transcript is spliced from 12 exons. The record is from RefSeq and is a predicted model, not a curated record. The coding region runs from base 146 to 1501 and encodes 451 amino acids.
CGACAAAAGCCGCUGUAGCUGACGACGUGGCCGGGUUACGUGGUUACAGCUGACCGGGGCAAUUCAAAAAAGGCACAUCAGCUUUGUUCAUAGCUAGUUUAGAGAGCCACGGACUUCGGCAGUUUGAUAUCGUCGCCAUUUAACAAUGUCUGGGAAAAUCAAGAGCCGAAGCGCCGCAAACACAGAUUCGAUAACCGGCGGUAUUUCCUGCGAUGAGCGCAUCUUGCGGGAUUGUCACAAACUCUACACCGAACCCGACAGUGGAUUGAUCCCAAUAGCCGAAUCUGUUGGUGUGAAGUUGCUGCCACCCAGGAAAAAGAUCACUGUGAUGCUCAUGGGAAACCACUCUGCUGGGAAAAGCUCAUUCAUCAACUGGUAUGUCGAAGAGCACAUCCAGCGCACCGGAGUGGCUAUUGAGACCCAAGGUUUCAGCUUUGUUACAAGUGGACGCAAGAGAGAAUCUCUCACAGGAAAUGCAACCCUCCAUCUAUAUCCACACUUCAAGCCUCUGCAAGAGUUCAAAGGUGUUUCAGAGUACUUGAGCACAGAGAUCUGCACGUCAAGACAGAAACGGUUCAGCCUCGUGACGUUUGUGGAUUCACCAGGGUUGGUGGAUGGUGAUAUGAAGUACCCCUUUGAUGUGGACGACGUUAUCCUGUGGCUCGGUGAUCUCUGUGACCUGAUUCUGGUCUUUUUUGACCCCAUGGGUCAGGCGCUCUGCAAGCGCACCCUCAACAUUGUGGAGAGCCUGAAUGAGAAAUAUGGGGACCGACUUCAUUUUUACCUGAGCAAGGCUGAUGAGGCGGGGGGAGAGUCGGACAGACAGAGAGUAAUGAUGCAGAUUGUCCAGGAGCUCUGCAAGCGACCAGGGCUCAACAAAUGUGGUUUUGAUAUGCCCACCAUCUACAUUCCUAAUCCAAAUAAGCCAAGUCGCUGUGUCAACCAGAUUCAAGAGGUGUGUCAGACCGUUGAGAAAACCAUCAACCAGACAGUCCAGAAUACACUCAACUCUUUGGAGAAGGACUGUGAACUUAUCAGCGAGGCCAUUACUGAUACACUCACAAAUGACAGGCUGACCAGUGCUGCAAACCGACGGGCACGCUGUAAGAGCUGCUUCCUGACUCUGCUGGGCUUCAGUAUCCCUAUGGCUCUCAUGGCCUUACUGGUGCUGGGCACUUUGUCCAAGGAGCUGCUGGAGAUGGCUCUGGGCCGCCAGGGCACAGAGGCGCUUGCACUUUACCUGACUCCUGUAGCGAAAGUGUUUGACUCCCUCUCUGUGACGGAGCAGCUUUACAGCUGUGCUGGACUCGUCCUAAUCUCCUUCAUCCUGCUCAUCAUCGCACGUUUCUCCUUCAGGACUCAACCAACUUUGUCAGGCAAACAGAAAAAACAACUGCAGGAGAAGGUGGAUUAUGUUCAGGAGGUGGUCAAGAUCAAAAAGAAAAAGCUGUAUGAAGAUUACCUUCGCCAGAGUGUCAGCGAUCAGGAUAUGGACUUAUAAAGGAAAGACUGGCAUUCAGCUCCCCUCACACUGACCAAAUGAAAUCAAAGCUUUGUGAUGGUUUUUCAUCAGCCGUCAUGACACUCUGACCACUUGAGGCUGCGUUUCGCUGAAGAGCGGAUGCAAAGUUAAAAGCACUUGUGGAAAGCCGUCCAGGCUCUGGUGCUUUGGAUACUGUAAAGUUUGUGUACCUGUUAGAUGAUGUUACCUCUGUAAAAACUCUAAAACCGCCCUGCCCGCCUAUGAGACAGGUUUGGUCUCAUGAAAAAUUUUGUUACUGAUCACUGAUUUGUUGUGAGCGUUAAUAUGCAUUUAUUCUGUGCCUCUGCUCCACUCAAAGGAACUCAGAUGUAUACCACUUAAAGAUAUUUAAACGUUUGCAAACUAUUUAUACAGUAAUAUUUCUUUAUGGCAGAAAUUGUAUUUUGGUUAAACAGCAUAUAACACUGUUUCACAUGAGUCACUUUGUAUGAAUGUUUUUGAAGACUUUCACCUACAUUUUAUACAAUAUUUUGUCAUCUUAGUAUCAUGAAAUUACAGUUUUGAUAUUAAAUCAUGGAUGUUUGUUAGUUCACUAAUAUGUAGAAUAUUCCAUUACCAGUAUAACCAGCAGACGAGGAUUGUGAGCCGGCGAACGUUUUAACAUUGACCAACUUGGCUUUUUCUAUUUUCCUGUUGUACAUUGUGACCAUGUUUUUGAUUAUAAUUGACUUCAAUAAAAAACAACUGUUAAAUAAAGGA